AUGGUUCCAUCUCCAGGCCAGCUGGACGACGGCGUGGCAUCCAUGCUCGUUAAUAUCACGGACAUGCACGAUUUCAAGCACGAGGUGACUGUAGAGGAAGCGCUAACUCUGAACCAGGUGGAGAAGCGCGCGAGGGAGCAGGGUCGCGUAUGGUGGAGCUAUGAGGCUAACAAAGGCCCGUUCUGGUUCCUGGAAGAAGCACCAGCGAGCAUCACGGGCGUGCAUAUACGAGCGAAUCUCCAGGCGACGCUGCAGCAGGCGACGAAUAACCUAACCUUGCAUCUGCACCACCACCACCAUUCCCUCUCCUCUUCCUCCUCCUCCACCUCCUCCUCCUCCUCGUCGCUACCCGCGUCCUCGUCUUGUCCCGCGACCUGCGCGGCCGGGGCGUUGCCGGGUCCGGGGUUGUUCGGAAGCAUGUCUACUCCCGCGGUGCUGAAGCGGCUUGUGCGGAAGGGGAUUCCGCCGCACCUGCGCCCGCGCGUGUGGAAGGCGGUGUCGGGCGCGGCUAAGAAGGAGGCGGUUGCGCCGGACGAUUACUAUUCGUCGCUCGUGGAGGAGACCACGUGGCGCACGACGGACCACACGUUACAGAUCGAUCACGACCUGCACCGCACGUUCCCCAAGCACCCUCGCAUGGACACACCAGAGAGCCUGGCAGCUCUCAGGCGCAUGCUCGUGGCCUACUCCUUCCGGGACUCGCACGUGGGGUACUGCCAGGGCAUGAACUACGUGGCGGCGUACCUGCUGCUGGUGAUGCGCAGCGAGGAGGACGCCUUCUGGAUGCUGGCGACGCUGGUGGAGAACGUGCUGUACGACGACUGCUUCGCCGAGGACCUCUUUGGCGUGCACGUCGAGCAGCGCGUGCUCAAGGACCUUCUCAAGAAGAAACAGCCCAAGCUAGCUAGUCACUUGGACAAGGUUGGCUUUGAGCUUUCCCUUGUCACAACUGAGUGGUUCCUCUGUGUCUUCGCCAAGACCUUCCCCUCUGAGACUACGCUGCGGGUGUGGGAUGUUCUCUUCAAUGAGGGAGCCAAAGUGCUCUUUAGAGUCGCCCUGGCUCUAUUCAAGAUUAAUGAGGCGGAGCUCAUGACAGCACAGCACCUGGGGGACGUGGUGGAAAUACUCAAUCGGUCCAGCAGCAGACACUAUGACCCGGACAUUCUUUUACAGUUCCCCUCCCUUACUGCCUCUCCUCUCCCUCUGCCACUCCACCAGGUGGCGUUUGACCGGUAG
Messenger RNA from Closterium sp. Yama58-4, 1236 nucleotides. NCBI's taxonomy places the organism in Eukaryota, Viridiplantae, Streptophyta, Zygnematophyceae, Desmidiales, Closteriaceae. The record is from the annotation of a GenBank genome assembly.